This is a messenger RNA of Diutina rugosa, 1317 nucleotides long. RefSeq lists its product as uncharacterized. The transcript has a single exon. Lineage: Eukaryota; Fungi; Ascomycota; Pichiomycetes; Serinales; Debaryomycetaceae. The coding region runs from base 1 to 1317 and encodes 438 amino acids. The record is from RefSeq and is a predicted model, not a curated record.
AUGGGACAAAUUGUGGACGAUCAGCUACCCUAUAAUGUACUUGAACUAAUAGGGAAUGAUUGCCUAGCAGAUGAUGUAUCUGAACUAGUUGGACCGAUGAAUGAUUACAUUGGCGGCCAAGCGGGUGACGGCCAUGAGUUCACUCAAGUCAUUCAUCGUGGCUGUUCGCAAGAUUCCUACUACGUGGAAGUUGAAGACACUCUGUUCACAGAUGCAGCUCUAUAUGAUGAAGCAGUCAUUAAUUUAUACCUAACCCGGUGGCCUAGAUCGAUGAUUCACUCUCUUUUCCCCAACAAACCUAACAUGUCGUCAAUCGAGUUGUGGAUCAUUCAGUUCUUGAUAGAUUGGAGUGUACGUCAUCAGGCCCCCAGUCGUUACCCUCAACAAUUACAAAUGUGGGAUGACGUUAGGACGACUCUAUACGCAACGCUGGAGUUGAUCCAACUGAGCAUGUACGCGUUUCUGGGAUUGAUGUUUUUGAGCAACCAUAAUUGUCAUUAUCUCUUGGGGGAUACGCCGAUCGAUGAUGGUCUGGAGUUGUCGGUAGCCAAGAUAUACAACUUCGCCAUGAACCUGUACAGCUACUUGUUACUGGCGUCCAGUAGGCAGAUGGCGCGAGUGCUUAAUAAUACCUGUACAGUUACUGAAGCGAAAGUGCUUUUGGCGUCUUUGACUUUUUUGUACACUAUACUAGAGAAGCUACCUCCUGGUACUUGUCCAUUGGUCGAUUUCACAAAAGGCGGCAAUGAUUUCAUCAAGUACAAUAUUGGCUUCCGUCAAACAUACACUGUGUUGCAACCACUCUUGCAAAAUCUGCCAUACGAAAUCAUACAAGGUCCGACAACUAAUCGAUUUGCCAUAUCAAUCCCAGUGUUUGUCCGCAUAUUGGAGUUUAUCGACAAUAAUACCGAUGGGCUAGGGACUACGGCUGAUGUGAGUAUCAUUAGACACGCGUUUGCAAUUCUCGAUCAACAAAUAUAUCACACCACCGUUGCCUUACAUCCGCUUGAGUACCAUCCUAUAUUUUCAAAGGUGUCGAAUGAGUUUUGGGACUUGGUCUAUGCUCAAAAUACGCUUGCUCUCAGUUGGCUUAAUGUAUUGGCUGCCUAUGCUCUUGUAUUUGAGCUGUACUAUAUUCGCGACAACAACAUUUGGGUUGAGUACAUGAACUGGUACCGUGCGUGGCAUGGUCAAAAUUUUUUCUGGGAUGAACCAAUAUACCAAGCUGUGGUUGAACAAGGCUACUGUGUAACUGAUUACGCAUUGUUGCGAUACUUCAACCCCCUCGAAUGUGCCAUUAUCAACGAGAUCUCAUGA